This is a messenger RNA of Papaver somniferum (opium poppy), 594 nucleotides long. Its product is annotated as pheromone-processing carboxypeptidase KEX1-like. The transcript has 3 exons. NCBI's taxonomy places the organism in Eukaryota, Viridiplantae, Streptophyta, Magnoliopsida, Ranunculales, Papaveraceae. The record is from RefSeq and is a predicted model, not a curated record. The coding region runs from base 1 to 594 and encodes 197 amino acids.
AUGGCUCGUACAAAGCAGACCGCUAGAAAGGAAAAUCAAAUACCUAAUCUGGUAUAUGCAGUUAAUGCAACGAAGGAGCAUCAGAGACUGAGCAAAAAAUCAAAUCAUCCGGUGAAGGAAAUGGCUCCGAUCAGAAGUACCAAGAAUAAAAAAGAUAAGCUUGCACUGGAGGAGAUUCAGGAUAAGGAGGAGGAGGAAGGUUUUGAUAAUGAUGAGGAUGAGGAUGGAAAUGGUGGUGCUAGCGGUGAUGAAGAGGGGGAUGAGGAUGAUGGUAAUGAUGAAAAUGGUAAGGAAAGAAAUGAUGGUAGUAGUGGUGAUGAUGAUGAUGAUGAUGAUGAUGAUAAGGAGGAGGAGAUUCAGGAGGAUGCAGCGCAAACACAGCCACAGUCACAGCCACAGCCGAAGAAGAAAGUUCUAAAUGCAUCGAGUGCGCGACACAUUCCACCCACGCGUUUGCAUCUUACUCGUCUACCCGGUGGGAAAGCCAGAGGUGAACCUAAAGAUGGCGGCAAAGUUCUAUUUGGAUAUGAUAGCUCGUGGGCCCAUAUCAUCAAUGAGACAAUUUUAACGAUCUCAACUUUGCUUUUCAUAUGA